AGAGAAAACACGAACACGAAGAUAUUUUUUCUAAAAUGUCAGUAACAGCCUUGCAAGUCAAACAUGUCAUACGGAAUACAAGUCAAAGAAUCAGGAACCCUUGGACAUCAGGAUUAGCUUAGCUUGCCUUGUUGCACCAUUUUCCCUUUGACAUUUAACAAUGAAAUUACAGACUUCAGGCCCCUAAACUUGUCAUUAAUGGCGAGCAUAAAAGGAAACCUACUUCUUCUCUGUUUUUCCUUCUGCGUACUCUUUGUGGAUCCUUCUUACUGCCAAACAGACACAUUAGCACAAGGCCAAGAGCUCAAACAUGGGAGGCAAUUGUUCUCCGCUUCUGGGAUAUUCAGGUUAGGAUUUUUCCAGCUUGACGCUGCAAAUAAUUCUUAUUUAGGAGUAUCUUAUAAUAGAGCUAAUGAGAAGCCAGUAUGGGUUGCCAACCGGAACAACCCAAUUCUUGGAAAUUCAGGAAUUCUCACAAUUGAUCGUUUUGGUAACUUUAAGAUCAUUUCCCGCAAGUUGGGAGAUUGUGUAUUACUGUAUACGGUUCAAACAGCCAUCAAUGCAAGUGCUGUUCUACUUGAUAGCGGUAAUUUUGUACUACAUGAAUUGAAUCCUGAUGGGUCUGUGAAGAGGGACUUGUGGCAAAGCUUUGACUAUCCUACUGAUACACUUUUGCCCAAAAUGAAACUGGGGUUUGACAGAAAAACUGGGCUUAAUCGGACUCUAACAUCUUGGAGGACUGAUGGGUUUCCAGCAUCAGGAUCAUUUACUCUUGGUAUGGACCCCAGUGGUAUAAACCAAAUGGUUAUUUGGUGGCAAGGAAGCACAUAUUGGACAAGUGGUGUUUGGCAAAACGGGUGUUUCAACAUGUCACAUGAGUUUUGUUAUUAUUACAAGUACAACUUUAGCUACACAUCAAAUGAGAAAGAAGCAUACUUUGAUUAUUCCGUUGAUAAAGAAAUCACCAUUUUCCCAAGGCUCACUGUAAAUGCAGAGGGCCAGCUCAAGGGUUUUGGUAUGGAUUCCCUCUUUACAGAAGUUUCAUGCUUUGAUUCUUCCUCUUCUUCCUUGAGAGUUGGUUGUGUUGAGCAAAAGCUUCCGGAUUGCAGGAGUUAUCAUGAUAAAUUUGUGUUGAAAAUGGGAGUAAUGUCUCGGGAUGGAUUUAGGUUUCAUAAUGACAAUCUUUCCAUCACUGAUUGUUGGGAAAGAUGCUUGAAAAAUUGUUCUUGUGUUGCUUAUGCUUCUGCAAAUGACAAUGGCACUGGCUGUGAGAUUUGGACCAAAGACUCAAGCUUUACAGAGAGUAAUUUGAGCACUUUAAAAGAGAUAUACAUCCUUGAAUCCUCAGUGCAAAUGUGGUGGAUAUGGCUCAUGAUUUUGGUAGGAGGAACCGCAAUUAUUCCCUUGUUGCUCUCAUCAUGCUAUGUUCUAUGGAAAAAAUGUAAGGCAAAAAGUAAGCGCUUACAGAGAGUUGAAGAAAACAUGCUACUACAUGAACUUGGCCAAGUGAGCAAAAGCCAGAAGGAUGGGAAGAUGAGCAAUGAAUUGCGUAUAUUUAGUUUUGAAAGCCUUGUUGCUGCUACAAACAUUUUCUCAACAGAAAAUAAGCUGGGAGAAGGCGGAUUUGGAGCAGUUUAUAAGUUUCAGGGAAAAUUACGAGAUGGGCAAGAAGUAGCAAUAAAGAGGCUUUCAAGAAGUUCAGGACAAGGGCUAGUGGAGUUCAAGAAUGAAGCUUUACUGAUUGGAAAACUCCAGCACACUAAUCUUGUGAGGCUUUUGGGGUUUUGCAUUCAAGGGGAAGAAAAAAUAUUGAUCUAUGAGUACAUGCCUAAUAAAAGCUUAGAUUCCUUACUCUUCAAUUCUUAUGAAAAGAGUGUGCUUCACUGGAAGAAACGCUACAGCAUUAUUGAAGGUGUUACUCAAGGACUAGUUUAUCUACAUAAAUAUUCAAGAUUGAAAGUGAUUCAUCGGGAUUUAAAAACAAGCAACAUUUUACUUGAUGAGGAGAUGAAUCCAAAAAUAUCUGAUUUUGGCAUGGCUCGGAUGUUUGCAUUGAAUGAAUGUGAAGAAAAUACACAGAGAGUUGUUGGAACUUAUGGUUAUAUGCCUCCUGAGUAUGCAAUGAGAGGAAUUGUAUCAAUAAAAACUGAUGUAUUCAGCUUUGGAGUCAUAGUACUAGAGAUCAUAAGUGGGAAGAAGAAUAACAGCCAUUAUGAUUCAGAAGAUCCUCUCAACCUUAUUGGAUAUGCGUGGAAGCUGUGGAAUGAAGGCAGAGUUUUUGAGCUAGUAGACCCCAAAAUGAUUGAACCAUGGGCUGCUAGUGAAGUGCUCAGAUGCAUCCAUGUUGGGCUAUUGUGCGUACAAGACCGAGCAACAGAAAGGCCAACCAUGACUGAUGUUGUUUCCAUGCUUUCAAAUGAUACUCUUCUACUUCCUGCACCAAAACAACCAGCAUAUUUCAUAGAUACAGUUAGGAAAGAAGUAGAAGUAUCUGCAAAAAAAUCAGAUAAUUGCUCCAUGAAUGAUGUUACAAUAUCAGUUAUGGAUGCAAGGUAGAUAUUGUUGUCAAGGACUCAAGAAUGCAUGAAAAUGCAGUGAUUUUUUGUGUACUUUUUGAACCAGUUUGUUUAUUAUUAUAUUUACUUGUAAAUUCAACACGAUUAUAAAUGAUAGACUGAAAGCUUUUGUAAU
This is a messenger RNA of Ziziphus jujuba (common jujube), 2691 nucleotides long. RefSeq names its product G-type lectin S-receptor-like serine/threonine-protein kinase CES101. Gene Ontology annotation, molecular function: protein serine/threonine kinase activity; ATP binding. Lineage: Eukaryota; Viridiplantae; Streptophyta; Magnoliopsida; Rosales; Rhamnaceae. The record is from RefSeq and is a predicted model, not a curated record. Bases 199 to 2556 code for a protein of 785 amino acids. The transcript has 6 exons. Gene Ontology annotation, biological process: protein phosphorylation.